Molecule: messenger RNA, 2391 nt
Organism: Schistocerca cancellata (South American locust)
Lineage: Eukaryota; Metazoa; Arthropoda; Insecta; Orthoptera; Acrididae
Product: E3 ubiquitin-protein ligase UBR4-like
Exons: 14
Coding region: 151-2391 (746 amino acids)
Source: RefSeq, a predicted model, not a curated record
UUUGUGGGAAUGGUGGUUUAAGAAUGCGAUAUGUGAGAUGAAAAGUAAUCGUUAAUACGUUGAUGUGAAAGUUUGAUGUGAUGCAGUAUGGAAGUAAAGUAAAGAGUUCGCAAGAUUCACUACAGAGUUUCGUUUGAUUCAGCAGAGACCAUGGCAUCAAAGAGCGGCGGCGGCUUUGAUUUUCCAGGGAUGAGGAAAACCGUUCUGGAUUUAAGGGAACACCCUAACAAAAAUGACGUAGUCGAACUCACAAAACAUAUAAAAAAAAGUGAGAUAGUCUUCAUGAACCCUGAUCCAGACGAUGAACCUUUCCUGACAUCAUUCACCGUAUUGGCAGCAGAUGGCUUUUCUACUGCCAUAUCAACAGGAGCAGUUUCUCAAACAAAUUAUGUGUUCCGCUCUACGCUCGUGUUAACCCAGUAUUUGGUGCAAUACCUGCGAAAACAAAUCGACAAUCCAUCUGUCACACUCACAUUGCCUUCGAAAAGAGUACUACAGACAAUACGGACUAUGUGCACUUUAGAAUUUCCAGCAAAUUGUGCUGAAGAGAGUGAAGGCAUUACUGCUAUUUUGUCAUCAUCAAAGGUGCCCGAGGCAACUGUGAAACAUUUGACUGUUCCUGAUUCUAAUAGUGGAGGUUUUGCAUUAACCAGACUCGAUAAAUCAAGACUGAUCUUGGAGCAGCUCACUACCCCACAGUUUGAUACAAUGGAGGAUCGUAUAGAGUCCCCCAGUGCAGAUACUAAAACAUCUCCAGGAGGCUCUGCUGGUGGCUUGGCAGAUGCACCACCGCCUGAUACCACAGCAAAUUUACAGGCCUUUUACACUGACAGAAAUAUAUGGAUUUUGAGAUCGCUGGGGGCUGGUGAAGUUUUGAUUGAUGUUUGCAUGGCACUGCCUCACAUCAAUCGUUACGUUUUGAAAGCUAAGGAGUCUUUGAGCAGAAAUACAAUUUUGUUACCAUUUUUGCCUAAUGAGACUCUGCUAAUUCGACAGAGCUUGAGUUUACUGGAGAACGAUUUGAAUGUGUUACAUAGUACACUGCAGUUACCACUCCUGGAGCCACUGACUCCUGAAAAACUUGAAAAAUUAACUAUUCUGACAAUGGCAAGUUUGUACAUAGCUGUAUCUGUAGCAACUGCUGCAACAAUACAUGGGAUAAUGAUGUCUUCAGUUCCAAAGCAGUCUGGUACUGGCACGCAGAGACCUAAUGAUGAUGAAAUUGCGACUGAUAAACAUGCUGUGGCAAUUGUGGAGAGAGCAUUGGAUUUCUUCAAUUAUGUGUCAUCUUUGAUGAAAAAUUCAUCUAAAGCUGGUGGACAUAUACCAAGUAAUCAUGCCAUGAUAGGUAUUAUGGUCCUGCUAACAGGACUUCACCAUCAGCUACAUGUCUCAAACAAUUUCCCACUUCCUAAAGAAGAAAGAGGGAAGUCACCCAGAAAAGCAGCUGAAAAAAUGAACUUGACUAAACUACAACAAGGUUUCAAUGUACUGUCUGUGGCUGUAACAAGUUCAUUGUUGAAAUUCAUGAAGUCACUAAUGAGUGAUAUGAUGACAGAGUGCUUGUCUUUGGAGGAUGAUGCUGGAUCUGAUCAGCAACCAGCAAAUCUAAAUAUUAUGGGAAAUUACACAGCAUUGCAAAGAGUCCUUCGUCUCCUGUGUGGCAUUCCUGUUGCCCAGUUAUUACUUAACUUGGCAACUGUUAGUUACAGAAAGGCAUGUGCUUUGAAGAGAGUUACAUCUGUGGCAAACCAGGAGGAAUUUGUACCUGUGGAAGCAUCUACAGAUUAUGAUGAUGAUUUUUCUGCGGAGAGUGGUGAGCAGCCACAAGCAGACAGAUCUAACGAAGAAUCAUCUCAGAGAGAUGAAACAAACAGGGAGGACACUCAGCAUGAUAACCGUCGUGGAGAAGAAGAUGAAGACAGUGAACCUAUAUUGGGUCUUUGGCUUGAGGAAACCUUGGCCCCUGAAUCUUCAGUUGCUGCUUUGUCAGAAAGCAGUAGAGAGAAGCAAGAUGGACCAGGUGCAACUGGUACGGGAGGGACAGGUGGCCCAUGUCACACACACAUUCCGUCAAAGGGACCUGAUGCUUUCCUGUUAUUGGGAUUACAAAUUAUACGAUUCCUCAACAAAUAUAUGGUCAAUGUAGAAACACCAAGGCCAUUGGUACCUAGCAUCCAGGAAGGAAUUGGAGAGCAACAAUUGGCCUCAAUAUGUGGUAUAAUUAGGGACUUGGAUAGAGAGUCCAGCAAGAGCAGCACACAAGUCAGCCUUGUAACAAAGCAGAAACUUCAGACUAUGAGCAAAGUUGUUGAUCAUAUAAGGCAUGCAGUCUUAGGUUGGUACAACCCGAUAUCAGAUGUAAGCAUUCCUCCUCAAGAUGCUUUGUAA